UUUGUUUAGGCUUUAUUACUAAAGGCUACAAACAAACCUGGGCGCACUAUAUUUUUGUCAGCUCACUGAAAGAAACUCAUGAAUACGAGAGACUAGGGGGGAUAUAUCGACUGACCUUUUGAAAAUAGCCUUUGCCUAUAGCAAUAUAAGGGUUUGGUUCGUGAGACUCCUAAUCCGAAUUAGCCCGAGAAGUCCAUGACAAGAUUUUCCAAACGCACCAUCUGCUGUUCGGGUCGUGCAGCAGCAGCAGCAGCAGUAGCGGCGGUGGCGGAGGAGUACCAGCGUGCGGCUGCUGAGAGCAGUAGAGAGCGAGAGCGCGCGCCUGUCUGUGUGUCUGUGUGGCGUUGGCGGAGUGAUCCGUGCUAGUGUGUGCUGCGGCUAAAGCUGAGCGAGCGAGAGCGGGAGCGAGCGUGCUGCGUUCAGCGAGGUUCAGCCUGUAACGGAGCCAUCCUCAGGAAAAUAGCGAGAAAAACAGCGCAGCGGUCCGAGAAAUAAACAUCCCCGUCCGCUCAGACCCCCUCGCGCACCCUUUCUGCCUCCCGGAGAGACCUUUUACAAUGCUGCAGACACGGGAGCUCGCCUGGACGCUGCUUUUCUUUGCUUGUGCAGCCUCCCUGCAGGUGGAGAUCACGCCACCCAGUGGAGAGAUCAGCGUCGGCGAAUCCAAAUUCUUUCUGUGUGAAGUGGUGGGGGACGCUAAGGAGAUUGACUGGUUUGCUCCCAAUGGGGACAAGCUCCUGCCAAACAGGCAGGACAUCAGCGUGAGCCGCAAUGACGAUUCCUCAUCCACGCUCACCAUCUACAGCGCCACCGUGGACAACGCUGGCAUCUACAAGUGCGUGGCCAAGAACGGAGACAAGGAGACCCAAGCCACGGUCACUGUAAAAAUCUACCAAAAGCUCACGUUCCAGAAUGCGCCGUCCCCCCAAGAGUUCAAUGAGGGGGCUGAUGUGAACAUUGUCUGUGAUGUCAUCAGCUCCCCUCCUCCCACUAUCAUCUGGAAGUAUCAGAGAACCAAGAUCCAGCCAGAGAAAGAUGUGCGCUUCAAGGUCCUGAACAACAACCACCUCCAGAUCCGCGGCAUCAAGAAGACGGAUGAGGGGGACUACACCUGUGAGGGCCGCAUCAUGGCCCGGGGUGAGAUCGACCUCAGGAUCAUCAAGGUCAUCGUCAACGUUCUGCCCACGAUCAGGACCCGCUACACUAAGCUCAACGCCACGGCAGACAUUGGAGAAGCUGUGACGCUAGCAUGCUCCGCAGACGGCUACCCAGAACCCAUUGUUACGUGGGCACAUAAUAACGUGGUGCUGGUGCCUGAUGAAAAGUACAGUCUGAACGACGACGGCUCGGAGCUGACCAUUAAGGACGUGAAGAAAGUGGACGAGGGAGAUUACGUCUGCAUCGCCCGCAACAAAGCAGGAGAGAAAGAGGAGGAGGUCAGCCUCAGCGUGUUCGUCCAACCCAAGAUCACGUACCUGGAGAACCAGACGGCUUCGGAGUUGGAAGAGCAGAUCACGCUGACCUGCGAGGCCACGGGUGACCCCACCCCCAGCAUCGUGUGGAGCUUCGGCCGCCGCGUGUUCAGCGAAGGAGAGCAGGCUUCUUGGACUCGACCUGAGAAACACAAGAGUCUAGACGGUAACGUGGUGGUGCGCAGUGAUGCACGUGUCUCCUCCCUCACCCUGAAGUACGUGCAGUUCACCGAUGCCGGCCAGUACCUCUGCACCGCCCGCAACUCCAUCGGCGAGGACAUCCAGGGCAUGUACCUGGAAGUGCGCUAUGCUCCAAAGAUCCAGGGUGCAGUGACGGUGUACACGUGGGAGGGGAACGCUGCUAACAUCUCCUGUGAGGUUCUGGCUCACCCCGGUGCCGCCGUGCAGUGGUUCCGUGACGGCCAGCAGCUGCCCGGCGUGAACACCACCAACAUCAAAAUCUACAACACUCCCACUGUCAGCUACCUGGAGGUCACUCCAGAAUCCCAGGGUGACUUUGGCAGCUACAACUGCACGGCCACCAACGUGAUCGGCACAGAGUCCAAGGAGUUCCUGUUGAUCCAAGCAGAGGUGCCAUCGGCUCCCUCUAUCGAGCGGGUCACACCGUACCCCAGCACGGCUCAGGUGGAGUUCGACGAGCCGGACUCCAGUGGAGGAGUGCCCAUUCUCAAGUACAAGGCUGAAUGGAGGGUGGAGGGCCAGGACUGGGUUACCAAGGAGUACGAUGUGGAAGAUGGUCUCAACCUCAUCACUAUUGUGGGGCUCAAGCCGGAGACCAAAUACGAGGUCAAGAUGUCCGCCAUCAACGGCAAGGGUGAAGGAGACAGCUGUCCCCCUGAGACUUUUAAAACACAACCUGUCAGCUAUACUUUCACAAGGGAACCCAAUCCUCCUAAAUUAGAGGGCAAGCUGCAGACUACAGGCAACGAGCUGAAGGUCAACUGGAUCAAGCAGGACGAUGGAGGCUCUCCCAUUAAACACUACCUAGUCCGCUUCAGAGCUAAGCACCGCUCAGAGUGGAAGCCAGAGAUCCGCCUGCCCAAUGGCAGCGAGUACGUUGUGCUGAGGGGUCUGGACUGGAACACCGAGUACGAGGUUUACGUGGUGGCCGAGAACCAGCAAGGCCGCUCCCAGCCCGGCAUCCUUUCCUUCAGGACCUCCCCGGAGCCCAGCGCCAUUCCAGACACAGUGAUGGGUGGUUCUGGCCUGGGCACAGGGGCCAUUGUGGGCAUCCUCAUCGUGGUCUUCAUCCUGCUGCUCUUCGGCGUGGAUGUCACCUGUUACUUCCUCAACAAGUGCGGCCUCCUCAUGUGCAUCGCUGUCAACUUCUGCGGGAAGACCGGGCCCAGCGCCAAGGGAAAGGACGUGGAGGAGGGCAAGGCGGCCUUUGUGAAGGAUGAGUCUAAAGAGCCGAUAGUUGAGGUGAGGACAGAGGAAGAGCGCACCCCCAACCAUGAGGGUGGAGGCCCCACUGAACCCAAUGAGACCACUCCCCUUACCGACCCUGAGCAUGCCGCUGACACCACAGCCACAGUAGUGGACAUGCUUCCCUCUUUAGUCACUACUAACUCAGAGACGGUCACUGACAGCCCUGCUAGCGAAAGCACCACCCUUACCUCCAGCACUGCCCCCAGCACUGCGGCUGAGCCCAAAGCAGCCCCUCAUUCUAGCACCCCCAAAGCCAGCGUCACCUCUCCUACCUCCCCCCCUGCUGCCGUGGCUCCUCUGGUGGACCUGAGCGAUGGCCCUUCCUCCCACACCGCUAAACCCUCAGAAGCCCCAAAACCGGCUCCCUCGUCUGACCCCUCAGUUCAGAGCACGGGGGCCAAUAGUCCCCCUGCAGCUACGGACUCCCAGCAGGUAGACGGAGGAGCCCGCCAGUCGUCAAACACUGAUCCGGCCCAGGACGCGUUUGACUCGCUGCGCACACCCUCCACCGACUCCACCACCACUGCACCGCCCGCACCGAGCCAGGACGACGGUAAGAUCAUUGCAGACGACAAGAGUAAAUCGGAGGAGACGGAGGUGAAGAAGCCCCCGGCGGAGGUGAAGACGGUGCCCAACGAAGCCCCUCAGACAAACGGCAACGAGAGCAAAGCGUGAUCCAGCGUCCGCCCGAGGGCCUCCGAGCGUCAUCGCCACAUCAAAACGACAAAAAAAAAAAUGUUAAAAGGGUUUCUUUCUUCAGUGUCUUCUAUGAGUUUGCAGAACAACAACGAAAAAUAAAACGAGUUUGAUGAGUUUGUAGAUGUAUAGAGCGCCUAAAGAACUUGUGCACAUGCCUUUGUUAUUUGUUAUUUUAUUAUUUCUUUACUCUGUUUCUUCUACUGUUUUUUUUUUUCUUUUGGGUUUUUCGUUUCUCUGUGUUUCACGAACAGUGCGAUGGAAGCCUCCUUUACUUUAGUGCACUUGACCUCCUCUCCUCUGUCCGUUCUUCUUUCGGUCUCCACCAUCAGUGUCAUCCGUCGUUCACUCGGAACAGAAGCUCGAUCGAUAUCAGCAGGAUAUAUAUAAAUAGUUAAUAAUGGGGAACUGUAGCUGUUACUCCUCAUUAAUGCCUUUUUUACGUUGUAUACACAUACACAUACACACACACACAUACACAUAUAAAGGGGUUGGACAAUGAAACUGAAACACCUGGUUUUAGACCAACAGGAGAGUUUCAGACAGCUUCCUUUUACAGCGUCCACAGUUAAUCCUGUUGGAUGUGGUUGUUUCUUCUUGGUGGUUAAUGCUGACAAUUCCCUGGAUACCGUGGCCCUUGAUACAUCACAAAGACUUGCUGUCUUGGUCACCGAUUCGGCAGCAAGACGUGCACCAACAAUUUGUCCUCUUUUGAACUUUUUGGUAUGUCACCCAUAAUGUUGUGUGCAUUGCAAUAUUUUGCAAAGAGCAAAAUUGUGCUCUUACUUUGCUAAUUGAACCUUCACACUCUUACUGCUCUUACUGGUGCAAUGUGGUGCAUGUUGCAACCUCGCACACUAAAAUGACAAGUGUUUCAGUUUCAUUGUCCGACCCCUGUAUAUAUAAACACACACACACAUUCAGUAUAUGCACACACAUGCAUUCACAUGCUCACAUUCAUCCUUCACAUGCUCACAUUCCUUAUGUAGACCACGUCUUUACUUUUACUCUUUACUUUACUCUUUAUUCUCUCUUUUUUAUUUCAGUUAUGUACAUGCAGUAUUGCAUUACUUCAUUAUUAUUAUUUUUUUGUGUUUUUUUUUAUUUGUGGAACUCUGGGAAGCGUUAAUGUUGAUGCUUUCUGGUGUUUAAAUAAUGUACAAAAGUAACUGCCUUUUAUUUGAUGUUUUUUUUUUCACUGUUUGUUUUUUUCCAGGGCUAGAAAUAGAUCGCUCGCUCGCAUGCUUGCUUUGCAUAUUUUGUUUUUUCUUUUGUUUUGUUUUUUCUCAUAAUGCUCUUUUGUUUUAUUGUUUUAUUGUUUUAUUGUUUUCAUCACGGCCCCCGAGUGUUUACAUCUUUUACUUACUUUUACUUAUUCGUAUAUUCCCCCUUAUGAACACAACGACGAAAAACAACACAAAAAAAACAAACCCACCAACAACAAAAACAGCAUCGAUACAGUCUGAAGGCGCACACGGAAAAUAAAAAUAAUAAUGAUAAUAAAAAAUAAAUAAAUUAUUAAAAGCUCCGCACUGUACACCGACACAUGGGUCGAACAAUUUACCCCCCCCCCCCCCCCCUCGUUCUGAUCUUCUACAGCAGCAACAGCUACUUAUCUCCCUGCCUCUCCUUUUUUUUUGGCUUCAAUUUUAUUCACUUUUAUUCACUCCAGCCUGCUUUUAUAGUUUGACAGUUCAUCAGGAGCUCCCCUGCUGCGAGAGCAGCGAAGUGAAAGCUCCUCCCCACACUUCAGUCUUCGAUACGACCAAAACGAAGCUUUAGGAGCUUUAGGAGAUAGAUCCAAAGCUUCCUAAAUGGUGAGAGCCCUCCAAUGACGUCAGAAUAGCCAAGCUAGACGUACAGUACAAGCCAAAAGUCCAAACAUGGACACACCUUCUCUUGUUCAAUGCGUUUUCCUUAUUUUCAUGACUAUUUACAUUGUAGAUUCUCACUGAAGGCACCAAAACUAUGAAUGAACACGUGGAGUUUUAUGUACUUAACAAAAAAAGGUCAAAUAACUAAAAAAAAACAUGUUUUAUAUUCUAGUUUCUUUAAAAUAGCCGCCCUUUGCUCUGAUUACUGCUUUGCACACUCUUGGCAUCAUUCUCUCAAUGAGCUUCAAGAGGUGGUCACCUGAAAUGGUUGGUUUUCCAACAGUCUUGAAGGAAGGAGUUCCCAGAGGUGUUUAUUAGCACUUGUUGCCCCUUUGCCUUCUUCACUCUGUGCUCCAGCUCACCCCAAACCUCAAAUCUGGAUUGGGUUCAGGUCCGGUGACUUUGGAGGUUCAGCUCAUUUUUUGUUAAGUACAUAAAACUCCACAUGUGUUAAUUUAUAGUUUUGAUGCUUCAGUGAGAAUCUAUAAUGGAAAUAGUCAUGAAAAUAAAGAAAACGUAUCCAAACUUUUGGCCUGUACUGUAUUCAGUUAUAUAGUCGUAUAGCAUCAGAUUAGAUCAGUCAAACGCCUCGGUGUGAUUAGUGGUGAGUAUGCACACCACUAGUGCUCCUGUACUGUACUGGUGGUACUCGUGUCUUUGUACUUGUUGUUUGCUUCAGCCUGGAUAAACGUUGAUAAACAGUGCCUCCAAUGGGCGGCUGCAGCAAAUGUUUGCCCCAUUUAAAACAGAAAUGAAGGAAAUAAAGGAUUGAAGAAAUUAAGAAGUAAGGAAAAUGAAGAAAACUGAUGUUUUGGGCUUCGACUCCAUUUUCAUGCAUUUAAAAACUAAAUAUAACUAAAUAUAAACACACAAAAAUGACCAAAUGAUCGAAUUAUUUUAAAUUACCUUUGUAUUACUAUUAUUGUUCCUUAUUUAAGCCAUAGCACUCCAACGAAGACAAGCAACAAGGAGUCGAAACCUGACGUCUUAGAUUUGUACAGUACAGUUUUUUCAUUCUUUAGGCUGCAAGCUUGUGCACUGUGAAUGCGUGAAUAAACUAGUGUGAAUACAACGAAAAAAAAAAACGUGUUUUCUUCGUCAUAGACUUGAAACAGAAAUAAUAAUAUCCAUAGGUUGUGAAAGGUGUAGCUAUUAGUUCAGGUAAUGUUCCAUCUUGAUAAAAGAAAGAAAAUGUAAAAAAAAAGAGAAAUUAAAAUUUCAGCAACACUAUAUACAUUGUAUACAGACGACAUGAGGUAAAGAAAAAUACAAUGAAUGAAUGCAUAAAUAAAUAAAACAAAUAAAUAAAACAACCAAUCGAUAGGAGAAGGUGCCUUCAAAACUCUAUUCAAACGGUCGCCUGACCGCUUCAGCAUCGGCCUGAAGCCUCUGGGGAGGAGAGCAGCAGCGUGAAGGACCUGCUGUAUGUGGAUGAUGGCUGAUAUUUCAUUCUAAGGAUGUGUGAAACAGUUUGGGGUCUGUAAACUGUGAACUAUGAUAAUAAUAAUGAUAAUAAUUAUAAUAAUAAUGAUAAUAAUUCUCUCUUUCGUUAGUUUUCUCUGCAUGUCGUGUUGUCUGGAGAGCGUGAUGAUGAGUAUGAUGACUCUUAUUCUCAUACUCCACACUUUGCCUUUCUUAAACUGAUGCAAAACAAGAGCGUUUAUUUUCUUCACUCUUAAGCCUGCCUUUAACACAGAUACAGCCUCUAACUCUGAUUGGCCGGAACACCCAGUGCUCCACACUUAAAAGUGUCCCUAAAAGUGAAUUUUGAGUUUUGAGUUUUGAUCUGAAAUGAGCAUGCACUGUAUUCUGAACUGUCCAAACUAGAUGUCCUCAGUGUGAAGGUUUGCUAGUAAAUUGUUAAAUUGUUAAAAACAGCAGUAAAGAAAGCUUUCUUUGUUGUAUA
This is a messenger RNA of Astyanax mexicanus (Mexican tetra), 7397 nucleotides long. RefSeq names its product neural cell adhesion molecule 1a (gene ncam1a). Gene Ontology annotation, biological process: axon guidance; cell adhesion. Bases 558 to 3596 code for a protein of 1012 amino acids. NCBI's taxonomy places the organism in Eukaryota, Metazoa, Chordata, Actinopteri, Characiformes, Acestrorhamphidae. The transcript has 21 exons. Gene Ontology annotation, molecular function: protein binding. Gene Ontology annotation, cellular component: plasma membrane; neuron projection. The record is from RefSeq and is a predicted model, not a curated record.